AUCAGAGACUUACCCCCACUUGAUUAUUAUUAUUAUUAUUUAUUUAUAUAGCACCAUCAAUGUACAUGGUGCUGUACAGAGUAAAACAGUAAAUAGCAAGACUCUGCUACAUUUAACUGAAUGAUUUGAUUUACCCAUUUUUAUAACAACUUUUAUGUGACUCCAUAGGAAAUGAGAAUAUUUUUGCGGGGAAAUUCCAGGGAUGAUUCAAAAACAUUUCUUUUACAGAUAAAGAAUUAUAUGAACUAUCAGAGAAGAAGCAACUGUUAUUGGAGAAUUUGAAAGGUCUACAAGAAGCUCAAGCUCUUGCAGCUACCCAGCCUGGCACUUUUGGUGACUUGAAACGAAAGCAGCUAGCUGAGCAAAAAAGACAUUUGGCUGCAGAACUAGAGGCAACUGUGCAUGAUAUACAAACAAAACAGCGUCAUGCUUCAGAGAUACCUGUAACUAUAAAACCGAGUGAAAGGGAACUAUAUGAACUAUCUGAGAAGAAGUAUAUGUUACUGGAAAAAUUGGCAUCCAAUCGGAAAGAGCUACAGGAAGCUCAGGCUCUUGCAGAUGCCCAACCAGGCAGUGUCAGUGACUAUAAACUACAGGAGCUAGCCAAUCAAAGAAGACUUUUGACUGAAGAUUUAAAAGCAACUAUCCAUAAUAUACAAGAAAUACAACGUCAUACUCUAACUGGAAGAUCCAGUGAAAAACAAUUACAUAAACUAUCUGAGAAGGAACAAACAUUGCUGGAAACUUUGGAAUUGAAGAAGAAAGAACUACAAGAAGCUGAGGUUCUUGCUGCUACCCAGCCAGGCAGCAUCAGUGAGCAUAAACUACAGGAGCUAGCUGAGCAAAAAAGACGUUUGACUCUAGAUCUGGAGGCAACUGUACAUGAUCUACAAGAAAUACAACAUCCUGGUUUACAAAGAGCUCUGCUCAGAAGUCCUGGUGAAAGAGAAUUAUAUGAACUAUCGGAGAAGAAACAAAUGUUGCUGAAAAGUUUGGAAUCCAAGCAGAAAGAACUAGAAGAAGCUGAAGCUCUUGCUGCUACCCAGCCAGGCAGUGUCAGUGCUCAUAAACUACAGGAGCUAGACAAGCAAAGAAGACGUUUAGCUAUAGAUCUGGAGGCAACAGUACAUGGUAUACAAGAACUACAGCUACGUGCUUCACAAAGAGCUCCGACUGGAAGGCCCGCUGAAAGAGAUUUAUAUGAGCUAUCUGAGAAGAAACAAAUGUUGCUGAGGAAUUUGGAGUCCAAGCAGGAAGAAUUAGAAGAAGCUAAAGCUCUUGCAGCUGCUGAACCAGGCAGUAUCGGUGAGCAUAAACUACAGGAGCUGGAUGAGCAAAGAAGACGUUUGGCUCUAGAUCUGGAGGCAACUGUACAUGAUAUACAAGAAGUACAACAUCGUGCUUCACAAAGACCUCUGCUCGGAAGACCUGACGAAAGAGAAUUAUCUGGAUUAUCUGAGAAGAAACAAAUAUUGCUGGAAAGUUUGGAAUCGAAGAAGAAAGAACUACAAGAAGCUGAGGUUCUUGCUGCUACCCAGCCAGGCAGCAUCAGUGAGGAUAAACUACAGGAGCUAGCUGAGCAAAAAAGAUGUUUGACUCUAGAUUUGGCGGCAACUGUACAUGAUAUACAAGAAAUACAACGAAGAGCUCUGCUUGGAAGUCCUGGUGAAAGAGAAUUAUCUGAAUUAUCUGAUAAGAAACAAAAGUUGCUGGAAAGUUUGGAAUCAAAGAACAAAGAACUACAGGAAGCUGAGGCUCUUGCAGCUACCCAGCCGGGCAGCAUCAGUGCGCAUAAACUACAGGAGCUAGAUAAGCAAAGAAGAUGUUUGACGGUAGAACUGGAGGCAACUGUACAAGAAGUACAGCAAAGAGCUCUGAGUGGAAGACCCGCUGGAAAGAGCUUGUAUGAACUAUCUGAGUGGAAGCAAGUUUUAUUGGAAUGUUUGGAAUCUAAUUUGAAAGAGCUAGAAGAAACUCAUGUUCUUGCAGCUAUACAACCAGACAGUAUCAGUGAGAAAAAAAUACAGGAAUUAAAGGAUCAAAGAAAGAUUUUGACGGAAAACUUGAAAACAGUUGUGCAAGAUGUACAGAAAAUGAAAACCCAUAUUUCAGAAUCAGGUGGAAUAAUACCCUUUUAUAGGGAUUUAAAUGAGCUUUACAAGAAGAAAAAACGGUUUCUGGAACGAUUGGAAUCAAACCUAAAAGAUCUGCAAGCAGCAGAAAUACUUGCAGUUGCUCAUCCAGGCAGUGGCAAUGAACAAAAGGUCCAAGAGCUCACCGAACAAAGAAUGCUUUUGGCUGCAGGUCUUGAUGCAAUUAUGCAAGAUUUAGAAGAUAUAGUGGGUCUUGCUAAAGACAAAAUUGGAUUGAGGUCCAGAGAAAGAAAUUGGGAAGAACUAUCUGAAAAAAAGAAAGUGUUUUUGGAAAAUCUGGCAUCAAAUUUAACAGCCCUGAAACAAGCACAGGCUCUUGCAGCGGCCCAUCAGGAUGAUAUUACUGAGCAAAAGUUACAAGAGAUCAUUGAACAAAGAAGACUUUUGACUGCAGGUUUACAGGCAAUUAUGCAAGACAUGCAGCAAUUACAGGAACUUGUUUCAAGCAAACUGGAAAAAGUAGAACCUAGUGAAAGAGAGUUGGAUGAAUUAUCUGAGAAGAGAAGAUUGAUUUUGGAAAAUAUGGAAGUAAAUCUGGAAGAGCUGAAAGAUUUGCAGGCCAUUGUAGCUCAGCCAAGUGGUAUGAGUGAACAGAAAAUGCAGGAGCUAACUGAGAAAAGAGAACUUCUGGUUGCCAAUUUUGAAGCAAUUCUUCAAGACAUGCAAGAUGCACAGAGCUUUGAUUUGGACCAACAUGUAAUUACAAGACCUGAUCAGAGAAAAAUUAAUGAUCUGCUAGAGCUUUCAAGACUAGAGUCAAAACUGGAUGACCUGGAAGAAACAGGGUUUUUUACAGAUAUUCAGCUGGACAGCCUGAAAAGAAAAGUGCACAAACUGAAACAACAAAGAAGGAACUUGAUUGAUAAAUGGGAACUACUACUUCUAGAAGAUUAUCCAGAAACAUAUGGACUUGAUAAAGAAAAAGCAAAACAAAAAGUGGCAAAAAAAAUCCUUGAUGAAAGGAAAAAUUUGUUUUCAUAUUUGCAAUCAAGUAUCAAAGAUCUGCAAAGAAAAAGCAUUCAACCAAUCACUUCGUCUGAUACAGUUCGAGGUGUAUCAGAUGACUCUCUCAUAAUGGGUUCAUUAGGCUUGCUGCAAUUGAAGGUUGCUGCUUUAAGUGCAAAGUAUGGACCUGAUGAUGAGAAAACAGCAAAAAGAAGGGCUUUGGCAGCCAAACUAGAAGCAAACAUAAGAGAUCUGCAAGCUGCUUUUGAAGUCGAGAAAAUUGAAAAACCCAGAUAUGCUGCAACGAAAGACGCUUCACAAGCACGACACAUACGGAAAUCUAGUAUAACUGAGUUAUCAGAUCAGCAAUAUUUGAAACCAUCAUUUUCAGGGCUGCAAAUGCAAAUUACUAAAGCACCUGUGAUUAGAAAAAUCAAGCCUGAUCAAACUUCAGCAGGUCACAGAAAAACAGAAGUAGAAUUUGAUGCUUCGGUCGAGGAACAGCAGGAAAAAAAACUAAGAAGGGAAAUAGAGCAAGUAUUUAAAAAGCAUGUUUUGCAGCAAUUACCAGGGAGUUAUUACCAGCAAUUACCAGGGAGCAAAACAUCUUCAUCGAUGUUGCCUAGUGCUUUACCAUAUGAAUUAAAUUCAGACAAAAUUGCUAGCGACGUUGCGAUGCAAGAGAUACUAGAGUAUAACAAGAGUCUGCUUCCAAGCCAUAGAGCAAAUCUGCAGCAAGCACUACAACUUGCACAGCAUCAGUUACAACAGCAACAACAACAGCAACAACAACAAAGUAACGCCCUCUCAGAAAGACUUAGAAAAAUGUCAGUAUUUUUCCCCCAACCACCUGGCACAACUAGGUUCCAUGAGUAUUCUACACAACCCCCAAGACCAGCAUGGGAAGCAAACCAGUUACCACAAAAGGACUAUGCUCAAAAACUGUAUUUAUUGAAGAGAAAGCUCCUGGGACCAGAUAUGAAAGGGUUAGGAGGAGCUCCUUUCUCAUCUACUCAAGGACCAAGUUCUCUGGCUGGUCAGGACCAAGAUACAAUCGUUAUUUGUGGAAAGGGAUGCAAUCCCUUCAAAAAACCUGGAUCUUUCCAAGCCAUAAACGAACAAUUAAGACAUCAGUGACUUUAUUCUAAAUCUUUUUAUGGAUUAAUUCAACGAUGAAGCCAUUUUACAAAACUCAUCUUUGUGGAAUUGUGAAAAGGAAACAUUCAGAUGUAUGUCAUUGUAUGAGUCUGUUCUGAGAGCUGUGCCAAAAGUUGAUUGCACUGGAAUGACAGUUAAAAUAUAUGAAACCUGAACCACCAAAGCUCAAAAAGUGAUCAUUUUAAUCAUUACAUUAAUGUAGAUUACAUUAUUUCUAACCAAAAUUACAUUUUUGUGGUACAAUACUAUUGGCCCUGCAAUCUGAUGUUUGAAACAUCAGUCUAGAUCCUUGGCAUUAGAAUUUUGUCACAAAACCCAGAUAGAAGUCACAUGGCACCAACAAAUAAAAUUGAGUUCUGCUUUACUUCAUAUUAAGUAAAACACCUUGCUUUUCCUUAGAUGAAUUGCUUGCCCUCCCAAGCUUGCAUUACAUACAUGGUUAAUAGCACAGUUAACAAUAUUUUUAAAAAUAAGGAUGUUGAAAAUCAGCCUUAUCUUUGAAUACAGAUGAUAGCAUUAGCAGAACUGGAUUUUAAAUUCCAGAAAAAUAAGGUAGAUGUUUUCCUCGAGUGGCGCAGAGUGGUAAGCGGCAGUUACUGCAACUGAAACUCUCCCCAUGGCCUGAGUUCGAUCCCAGCGGAAGCUGGUUCUCAGGCAGCCAGCUCAGUUCAACUCAGCCUUCCAUCCUUCCGAGCUUGGUAAAGUGAGUACCCAGCUAGCUGGGGAAAGGUAACCAUGACUGGGGAAAGCAAUGGCAAACCACUCCACUACAAAGUCUGCCAAGAAAACGUCAGCAAAAGCAGGCGUCCCUCUAGGAGUCUGUAAUGUCUCAAGUGCUUUGCACGAGAGGUUCCUUUCCUUCCUUUCCUAUAAUGUUCUUUCUGAAUUAUUCAACCUAGAAAGUAAGGUUCAUAUAUGCAUGCACAUAGAGGGAAGUGGGGGCUUGUCUACAGCUUGUUUACUCUGACUGAAAUGCAGAUAUUCAUGUUUUAGGUUACAUGCUGCAGCUGUCCAUUUGCUGCAGCGCCAGGUUUUUAACCCGAUAAUGCGCAUCUUCGCAUUUGCAAUUUACCGUGGCUUUUAGAUCACGUCUGAGUUUGCACUGCGUUAUGGCUAUGUGUCUUUGGGGGGAGUUAAAUUAGAUUUUGACAUGUGAGUGGAGCUUUGAGGGUAGGACAAUGUGAUUGGCCGAUUUCCUGAUUUUGCACCAACCGGCUGCCUCGUUCAUUCAUGCCGAUUUUAGUUUGAAGUCUCUCUGCGGAGCUCUUCUUAAAACAAAUUUAUUUAUGUAUUUAUAUAUUUAUUGUAUUUCUGUACUGCACAAUAUGCGAAGCUCUCUGGGCAGUUCAUAAAAACAAAGAGGGGGAAAUGGGCAGCCAGACGGAGACGUGUUCUGCUGCCUCAUUCCUUUCCUGCUGCUGCCUCGUUCCUUUCCUGCUGCUGCCUCGUUCCUUUCCUGCUGCUGCCUUGUUCCUUUCCCUCUGCUGCCUCGUUCCUCCCCACCCCCGCUCCCGGUUUGCCUAAAGCUCAAAACAACCUAAGGCUUAGGUGGAACAUUUGAAAUUAUCACAAUGGAGGGCAACACAGGGCCCUGUCGCUUUUCUACUUCCCCUGUAUGGGAAAGGGAAACGCUUUUUUAAAAGCUGUAUUAUGGCUCAUUUUAAUGACCACCACCUGGUCAGGGCUUAUGGGUUAGCCCCUCGCUCUAGAUAGCAGACAGGGUCCAAUACUGUUGAACUUUUCAAGGGGGAGGGGUUACCCUACUAUCCCAGACUGGGCCUUCCGGAAUUGGUACAACAAGAUCUAUUAGUGCUUUUACUUUUAUGUUCCCUCCCUUUUCCUGCCCAAACCACUUUAGCUAGGGAAGUCACUAGGUAUUUGCGACCUCCCAAGCAAGCCUGGUUCCAGUCAGUGCCCCACACUGCCAUUUCCAUGCAUGCUAUCCUUUUUUAUAUUACAGUUAAUUCCAUGCAUGCUUGGAAAUGCAAAUGGUGUUUUUGUGUCCCCUUCCCCGCCUGCUGUGGCCACCUAAGCCUUCCUCCAUCCAGGGUUCAGGUGCAACUUCUUUAAAGAAUGGCGACAGCAGGAGAGGGAGCUCGGUUCCUGGGAGGAAGUCACUCCACACCUGUUCUACAGGCCCCUUAGCACUAGUACCUUUGAGCGACAAGUGGCAGCCUUGAAUAGUAUCCUUGAUUGUAAUGGGGAGGGAUCUCUUGCUAGUCAGUCUCAAGUAGAGGCAUGACAGCUGCCCCUCCUCACACAAGGCCCACAGAUGCAAGCAACUUGUACCUUCUCUGCAGUUGCCCUCAGCCUUCACUACCUGGGACUCAGGCUAGUUACAGCCAGCCCAGACACAAUUGCAGGCAGAUGUCAGGCUCACAGAGGAGAGCUCGACAGAAGCAGCGCUAGCACUGAGAGAGAGUUCCACUGCGUUAAUACUGCAAGUGCCAUCAGCAGCAGUGCAAGGAGGGUGAGCCGGUCCAUAGACUCUGCAAUAGCUUCACAGACACUCCCAGAGCUUAGAAGUAACGAAGCCCAGCCCCAUUUCCACUCUUGGAUCAGAGAAAUGAUUGCUCAGGAAAUUAAGGGGUCUUUAGUGGAAGAGUAGCAGUGUCUUUUGCACUUAAAACUCAGGCCCGACAUAUUCCAUAAAGAAAAGGCAGCACCACGACUCAAAACAAAGUCCUUCCACAAGAGGAGUCCCUCCUCUACCUCUUCAAUGAAUAGCCCUUCUGGAGAGUCCUCUAGCUCCAAGGAAGAGUCUGUCAAGUUGUUUUCCCCAGAUUGCCAUUUCUCCAAUGUUAAGUUCAAUUUGAACUCAUGUUGAGAAUUUUUUAAAACAUUGCCACGGAAAUAUGUUUUUGUGUGUGCAUUUCUCCGAAUAUAUGCAUUUCUGUAUGUCAUUUUGCCUAAUAUGCACAUUUUUGCAAGCAAGUUUCCUAAUAUAGUGCAUUUUAACAUUAUUUUCAGUCAUUGUCACUUUCUGUGUGCACAUUCCCUUAAUAUACACAUUUUUGUAUA
Elgaria multicarinata webbii is the source of this 7277-nucleotide messenger RNA. Its product is annotated as restin homolog. The record is from RefSeq and is a predicted model, not a curated record. Bases 498 to 4235 code for a protein of 1245 amino acids. The transcript has 35 exons. NCBI's taxonomy places the organism in Eukaryota, Metazoa, Chordata, Lepidosauria, Squamata, Anguidae.